AUUGUAUCCUGCUCUUACCCGCCGCCGAAGCACAGGUAAAGGGAUUCUGCUGUCUCGCUUCGGCUGGCUCUGGCGAUGGUAGCGAUGCUUUCCGGCGAUAUCCCUCCGAAUCAAACAAUUUACAUCAACAAUCUGAAUGAGAAGGUCAAGAAAGAAGAACUGAAGCGAUCCCUCUAUGCUCUAUUUUCCCAAUAUGGAAGAAUUUUGGAUGUGGUGACCCUAAAAACACCAAAACUUCGUGGCCAGGCAUGGGUGGUCUUCGCUGAAGUUCCAGCUGCUAGUAAUGCAGUACGACAAAUGCAAAGAUUCCCAUUCUAUGAUAAACCAAUGAGAAUACAGUAUGCAAAAACAAAAUCUGAUUGUGUUGCAAAAGCUGAUGGGACAUUUGUUCCAAGAGAAAAGAAGAAGAAGCAAGAAGAAAAGGCUGCUGAAAAGAAACGCCGAUUUGAGGAGGCUCAGCAAUCUGCUUCUGCUGCUAAUGCUCAAACUAAUGGAGGGCUGUCUGCUUCGCAAGCUUCUCGCCAAGGAAAGACCAGUUCUCAGGAGCCCAUGGCUGCUCCCAACAACAUCCUUUUCAUACAAAACCUGCCUCAUGAAACAACAAGCAUGAUGCUUCAAAUCCUUUUCCAGCAAUACCCUGGUUUCAGUGAAGUCCGCAUGAUCGAAGCAAAACCGGGCAUUGCAUUUGUGGAGUUCGCCGAUGAUGUGCAGGCUUCAAUCGCAAUGCAAGCUCUCCAAGGUUUCAAGAUCACCCCGCAAAACCCAAUGGUCAUCACCUACGCUAAGAAAUGAUGCUCUCUUUUCACAAUGAAAUCUCCUUUUACCAUGGGAACAACAUGAUGAACCAAUCAAGACAGAGAGGUGAGUCAAAUCUUGGCCAAGCAACGAGCUCAAUGCAGCCUCUUCUCAGCUUUUGAAUUUGAUUGUUUUGCAUGCUAUUUUGUCCCAAUCUAUCAAACUUCUCUUUGCAUGAAUAUAUUAUGCCAAAGGCAGACUCUAUGUAGGAGGGUAUUGAUGAAUAUAU
This is a messenger RNA of Musa acuminata subsp. malaccensis (wild Malaysian banana), 1024 nucleotides long. Its product is annotated as U2 small nuclear ribonucleoprotein B''. NCBI's taxonomy places the organism in Eukaryota, Viridiplantae, Streptophyta, Magnoliopsida, Zingiberales, Musaceae. Gene Ontology annotation, biological process: mRNA splicing, via spliceosome. Gene Ontology annotation, molecular function: U1 snRNA binding. The record is from RefSeq and is a predicted model, not a curated record. Gene Ontology annotation, cellular component: U1 snRNP.